This is a messenger RNA of Prorocentrum cordatum, 857 nucleotides long. Lineage: Eukaryota; Dinophyceae; Prorocentrales; Prorocentraceae. The record is from the annotation of a GenBank genome assembly.
CAACCGCCGAAGCUGCUGGGACAGUACCUCACCGCCACUGGCCUGUCCAAUGAUGCUGGAGCGCUGGCCUUGGCCCAGCAAGUUGCGGAUGCAGAUGAGCGCUCCAAGUCCCAGCUGAAGCCGCAGUGCCCCGACGUCGUGCUCCGCAAGGCGGCGGCCCUUUGCACGGAGAAGGAGGCCAAGCUGGCUAAGGCGACGAAGGCCCUUAUUGCGGCAGAGAAGUGGCUGGAGGAUUGGAAGGGUCGGCAGGCCCAGGCGGCAGAGGAGCUUUUCGAGGCGGACCAGAGUCGCAUUGAGGCCCAGGAGGCUACGCUGGCUAAGUCUGGGGACCAAGUUGGCACGUCCCCCGAGUCGGAGUGUGUGCCCUUCGGCAUCGACAUGGCCUUGUUCGAGAACCUUGAGGAGUAUGAGGAAGAGGGCCGCAAGAAGUUGGAGGAGAUUCAAGUUCAGCUGCAGCAAGUUGCUGAGCAGGCGAAGGCCCGCGGUGCCGAGUUUAAGGAGGUCCUGGCUGCGACCAAGAAGGCAUUUGCGGCGCCGCGCAAGAAGAGGCGUGCUGAAGGCGGGUCCAAGGAGGACGAGGCCGCCGACAUGGGGGAGGCCGACGCCCCUGCUCCUGGGCAAGGUGGUCCGUCCUCUUCGGCAGCUGGCGACAAGGGCCCCAAGGGCGGCAAGGGCCCCACCAAGAGUUGCAAGCUCUCCCCCGAGGAGCGCGCCCGCAUGGUCGAGUUCAUCCAGGACGCGAAGGUUUUCUUCUGCAACAUCACGGGGAAGGGCCCGCAGGCCCGACGGUACCUCACGGAGAAAGUCUACAAGCAUUCGGCGGCAGCGCUGGUCGAGACCCACCAGGGCAGCGCAAG